AUCCUACGGUCACCUUGUUUGUCUCUCUUCCGUUUCCUUUUCCCGUUUAUUGACGCCUCAAAAUGGUUCAACGCUUGACUUUGAGAAGACGUCUGUCGUACAACACCCGGUCUAACAAGAGGCGCAUUGUCCGCACUCCUGGCGGCCGUCUGGUCUACCAGUACGUGAAGAAGAACAAGACCGUCCCUCGUUGUGGUCAGUGCAAGGAGAAACUUAAGGGAAUCACCCCCUCCAGGCCAAGCGAGCGUCCCCGCCUGUCCAAGCGCCACAAGACCGUCUCCCGCACCUAUGGCGGUGUCCUGUGCCAUGGCUGCCUACGUGAGCGUAUUGUUCGCGCUUUUCUCAUUGAGGAGCAGAAGAUUGUCAAGGCCCUGAAGAGCCAGCGCGAAGCUCUGGUGAAACCAGUCAAGCCCGUCAAGAAGGUUGUGGAAAAGAAGCCCGCCUCUAAGGGUGCUGCUGCCAAAAAGACUGUUGGCAAAACUACCGGCAAGACUGGAGUGAAAACUGCAGGUGGCAAGAAACCCGCACCCAAAGGAGGCGUCUCCAAAGCCAAGAAGUAAAUGAGAAUUAUUGUUUGAGACCUUUAAGCAAUUUUUAUAAUAAAGAAAACUAUUAAAAGUGAAACAAGUA
Drosophila willistoni is the source of this 630-nucleotide messenger RNA. It is a transcript of the gene RpL34a, whose product is annotated as 60S ribosomal protein L34. Gene Ontology annotation, cellular component: ribosome. The transcript is spliced from 3 exons. The record is from RefSeq and is a predicted model, not a curated record. The coding region runs from base 63 to 560 and encodes 165 amino acids. Gene Ontology annotation, molecular function: structural constituent of ribosome. Gene Ontology annotation, biological process: translation. NCBI's taxonomy places the organism in Eukaryota, Metazoa, Arthropoda, Insecta, Diptera, Drosophilidae.